Messenger RNA from Ctenocephalides felis (cat flea), 1091 nucleotides. RefSeq lists its product as uncharacterized. The transcript is spliced from 2 exons. The coding region runs from base 111 to 1091 and encodes 326 amino acids. Gene Ontology annotation, cellular component: sarcolemma; sarcoglycan complex. Gene Ontology annotation, biological process: muscle organ development. The record is from RefSeq and is a predicted model, not a curated record. NCBI's taxonomy places the organism in Eukaryota, Metazoa, Arthropoda, Insecta, Siphonaptera, Pulicidae.
CAUCAAAUGAUAAGAGACUAUUUAACUCAUAUGCGGCCUACAUAUAAAUUGAGGAGGAUCGUUCCUUACAAUGUAAAAAGCAUCGUUUAUGAGUUAAGUUGUCUAAGAAAAUGAGCAUGACAACUCAUGCAUUGUUCAUCUCAUCAGAGGACAGAAUGGACAAUAUAAAAGUGAACAUUAUCAAAACCAGGCAAGCGUUUCAAACUUCCAAAGAAAAUACAGCUGAAGAAUUAUUGGAACCUAAAAAGAAACAUUCUGGGAGUUUAUUGGGAAAGCAUUCCUUUAUUUUUUGGAUGUUGUUUAUUUUGCUGGUUAUAUUAGCAAUUGGUAAUUUAGUAAUAACUUUAGUUAUAUUUUGUGUCCUGCACUUGGGGAAAGGUAUGCAUGAUCUGGAAGUCAUUUCUGAACCCUCGACAAUCAAAUUUUUGAAUGCUAUUCAUUUAGACAAUAUUAUAAAAAGAGAUGGAAGAAUUGAAGGGUAUGGAGACACUCCUAUGGAAAUUGAAGUUCCCAACAGUUCUUUUUUGGUAAAUUUAUUGAAGAAUGACAAGCCUUCUACAAAGAUGAAAUUUAAUAACAAUGGUAUAGCAUUUACUGGAGUUGAAAAUAUGGAUAUUAUUGAUCCGCAUACUAGAGAAAAGAUAUUUGAAACAGAAUUUACUAGAUUAAAUAUUGCAAAAAGUACUAAAAGACUUAUAUCAACCUCUGUAGCUACAAAUAAAAUUAUUAGCCCUGUGGAUCGAAAUUUAAAUAUUGAAUCAAAUGGUAAAAUUCAGAUACAAGGAACAGAGGGAUUAUAUAUUCAAAGCAGUGAUAUAUUUUGGUCUGCAGACCAGGAUGUUAUCAUUCACUCAUUUAAUGGAACAAUUUCCUUAAAUGGCAAAGAUGGAGUAUCGAUUGACACUCAAACCAUACCUUUGAUUACAGAUGAUGUGAAAACUAAGCAUGAUGCCGGUAGUGUAUUGGCUUAUAAAUUGUGCAUUUGCAUGCCUCAAGGUAAACUUUUCAGAGUUCCUGUUCUAAAGGGUCAUAAUCCCAAAGGAAUAUGUACACAUAUUAAGAUGGAUUCUAAUAAUAAUCCAUGCAUUUAA